Mixia osmundae IAM 14324 is the source of this 2937-nucleotide messenger RNA. RefSeq lists its product as uncharacterized. The transcript is spliced from 4 exons. Gene Ontology annotation, biological process: phosphatidylinositol dephosphorylation. Bases 1 to 2937 code for a protein of 978 amino acids. The record is from RefSeq and is a predicted model, not a curated record. Lineage: Eukaryota; Fungi; Basidiomycota; Mixiomycetes; Mixiales; Mixiaceae. Gene Ontology annotation, molecular function: phosphatidylinositol-4,5-bisphosphate 5-phosphatase activity; phosphatidylinositol-3,5-bisphosphate 5-phosphatase activity. Gene Ontology annotation, cellular component: cytoplasm; membrane.
AUGCAACUGUACGUCCUGCAGGAGCACGGCAGGAGGGCUCUCUGCCUCGUCGACAGCACGCAUGCGCUUCUCUUCCGUCAGCCGCCAAAGGGCACCAGCAAAGCCAGCGUCUCCCUCGCAUUCCAGCCUGUCUCUGAAGUCUCGCUCGCCAGAGCUCAGCGGUUGAGCGUCAUCCAAGGAUGUCUCGGCCUCAUACACCUCAACCACGAGACUUUCCUUGUCGCUGUCACACGCUCAGCUACACUGGGAAACAUCGGCCCGUCCGAGUCGGUGGACAAGAUCCUCGCUGUCUCAUGCUUCUGCCUCACGUCUGCUGUCUACGACGCCACUUUCAUGGGUGCGGCGGGCUAUGAGGCUCCCGAGACAGACGACGAGAGCUUGUCGCUGGAUUAUGCGGGCGCUGCCGUGACGCCCGAGCGCGAAGAGGAUCCCACGACGGGACUGAGACGCAUACUCAGCAACGGCAGCUUCUACACCUCGCCCAAUUUUGAUCUCUCGAGCAGACUGCAGAAGAGAUCGCACGAAGCCAGCGUAAAGGGUAAGGCACGCGCGUCCGGGCCGGUCUACGAUGAGAGAUUUCUCUGGAAUAGCUUUCUGGCUGACUCGCUGCUCGCUUUCCGUGACAGCCUCUCGCUCGCCGAGCAAGCCCAGUUUGAUGCUGCCCGCUUUGUGUUGCUUGCUAUUCAGGGAUAUGUGGGUAUCUCGCAAGUUGUGCUCGCAAAUCAGAAGACGACGCUUGCUUUGAUAUCGCGAUUAGGCUCUAAGCGAGCAGGCACUCGCUACAACGCUCGUGGCAUCGACGAUGAUGGCUAUGUCGCCAACUUUGUCGAAUCGGAGACCUUGCUGCGGUCAGGCGAGACGACGUAUAGCUUCGUUCAAGUCAGAGGAUCUGUGCCUCUUUUCUGGGAGCAGCAAGCCUUGCAGCUUCAGAACAUUGGCGCCGGCCAAUCGGUACAGAUAACGCGACCCGCAGCAUCAUCUCAGCCGGCCUUCGAACGGCACUUUGACGAUCUCUUACAUGAGUAUCAUAGCAUCCAAGCCGUCAAUCUCAUGUCUGCUCGAGGCGGCCACGAAACAAUGCUCUCGCGCGCCUACUCGGAGCAUCUAGCGAGGGCAAAAGCCAGACCAGGAUUCGGUGACGUCCGACAGAUAGGCCUGACAGAGUAUGACUUUCAUAAUCGCGUCAAGCUGGACGGUAUCGAGUAUCAACGCACUGCUCUAUCCCGUGAGCCUGGUGUCGCCGGCAAUCUCGAUCGCUUCGGCUUCACGCUCGAAGAUGCAGGCGGGACGAGCAGUCAUCUGACAUCUGAGCAAAGCGGAACAUUCCGAACCAAUUGCUUAGAUUGUCUCGAUCGCACAAACGUAGUAGAAGACAUUCUCUCGCGGCUCAUGCUCGAGCAUUACUUGAGCAAUGCUUUUCCGGGUGCACCGUCCGAGAAUCUGUGGAAUGUCCAUCGCACCUUGUGGGCCGAGAAUGGCGAUGCCCUAUCGAAGCUAUACGCCGGCACCGGCGCCAUCAAUACGUCCUUUACUCGGUCUGGCAAGAAGACGCUUUCUGGCCUGCUGUCAGACGCAACAAAGAGCGUCAGCAGGCUCUACAUUGGCAACUUUGUCGAUAAAGGUAAGCAACAAUCCAUCGACAGCUUACUGGGUAAUCUCGAUGGACAAGAGCAAGUGAUCGUGUUCAAUCCUGCGCGAGAUCAGGUCAAUGCGCAAAUGAAUGCGAGACGAGCCGAGUAUUCAUCUUCAGUACCCAUCACGAUCGCAGCUUGCACAUGGAAUCUCAACGGACGUCCGCCCAGCACAGAGGACCUGCUGCCUUGGCUCAUGCCCGGCGGCGUAGAGCCAGACGUAAUCGCGGUCGGGUUUCAAGAGAUCGUCCAGCUAUCACCUCAGCAGAUCAUGGCAACAGAUCCCAGCAAAUUGCACAGAUGGGAGAAGCAUAUCCUAACCAUGCUUACUCAGAGGUCGGACAAGACGACCAAAUACGAGCUAGUCCGGUCAGAGCAACUCGUCGGCGCCGCCCUGCUGCUCAUCGUCAAAACAACGCUUGUCGGCGAGCUCACGCGAGUUGAAGCGAGCACUCAUAAGACGGGGCUCAAAGGUCUUGCUGGCAACAAAGGUGCAGUUGCUAUCCGCUUCGAGCUCAAAGACAGCUCGUUCUGCUUCGUGACCGCUCACUUUGCGGCUGGCAGCAAUAAUGUCGACGAGCGCAAUCAGGAUUACUGGACCAUCACAAACGAGCUGACCUUCACCCGAGGCAAGCGUAUCUCCAGCCACGACAACAUUGUCUUCAGUGGCGACUUCAAUUACCGCGUCAGUUUGCCAUUCGAGCAAGCGCGUCAACUAUGCGAUGCUGGCGAUUUGACAGCCUUGCUGGACGCAGAUCAGCUCAGAGAAGCUACACGUGCCCGCCGAAUAUUCCCCGGCUUCGUCGAGGCGCCCAUUGCGUUUCUGCCAACGUACAAAUACGAUGUCGGCACGGAUCGCUACGAUACCAGCGAGAAGCAGCGUGUCCCUUCUUGGACUGAUCGCGUGCUUGUUUGUGGGUCCGAUCUUGAUGUCAACGUCUAUGCUCGCACGGAACUGCUGACUUCGGAUCAUCGGCCAGUACAUGCUCUCCUGCGUGGCAAGGUUCGCGUCAUAGAUGCGGCGAGGAAGCAGACGCUGUACGACACGCUCAUCGUAUCAGUCUCAACUGCUUUACCGCGACCCAGUACAGAGGAACAGCAGUGGUGGAGCCCGGGCGCGGUAUCGGCCCAGGAGUGCGCGACCUUGCUGCAGAAACCCAUGGCCAAGCCACCAAUACCUGUCAAGCGACUUUUGCCAUCAUCGACACUGCCCACGCCCGUUAGACGCAAGCCUCCGCCGAGCGAAGUGACGAACUCUCAGCGUGCAGCGCCUGCUCUACCACCGCGGCCAGAGAACACGAUAUAG